AUGCCGGCGAUUCGUCCGACCGCGGCCAUCCGCGCCGCCCGCGCCAUCAAGACCACCGCUCCUUCCACGAGGGCCUUCUCCGUGACCGCCCGCCGUGGCGGUGGCGGCUCCGACUUCGAUCCCCCGUCCGGCUGGCUCUGGGGCGUCAAGCCCGGUGAGAAGUACGAGAAGGAGGGCUGGGAGCUCCCCUUCUACACCCUCUUCUGCGGAGGCAUCAUUGCCACCGGCGUUGUUCUCGCCUUCAAGCCUGAUACCUCGCUCGACACGUGGGCCCUCGAGGAGGCCAGAAGGAGAUUAGAAAAGGAGGGCAUCCUGCCGGACCCCGAGAAGUGA
Molecule: messenger RNA, 333 nt
Organism: Colletotrichum aenigma
Lineage: Eukaryota; Fungi; Ascomycota; Sordariomycetes; Glomerellales; Glomerellaceae
Exons: 2
Coding region: 1-333 (110 amino acids)
Source: RefSeq, a predicted model, not a curated record